AUGAGGCUGGUGUGUGUAAAUGGCCUGAGAUUCAGGCACCUCAGGCUUGCGUUCCUCGCCAUCUUUGCGGUGUUUCUUCUUUGGAAAUGGGACAAGGGAUCACUGUACAGUCCUGGUAUCCUCCGACCGGAGCCAUUGGUCUUGAAUCGGAAUACCUCCAUGGAGGAAGACCCCCCCAUCAUCGAUCCAUUGGUGCAGUCGGUCACUGAAGUAGGAAAGGAAGGCAUUUCUGCACCUCCACCUCUGUCCAUAGUUCAUAACUCUGAAGAUGUCGCUGAUAACGCGGGAACAGCACCUCCUCAGAAGAAAGAAUGUGACUACAGGAAUGGAGAAUGGGUUCCUGAUAACCACAGGCCACUGUAUUCUGGCCCCAGAUGUAAAAGAUGGCUCUCUGAGAGCUGGAACUGCAGAUUGACACAACGCACAGAUUUCGCUUACGAGAAAUUUAGAUGGCAGCCUGAAGGCUGCGAUAUGCCAGCGUUUCAAGCUGCCCAAUUCUUGACAAGAAUGCAGGAUAAAACCAUUGCUUAUGUAGGCGACUCUUUAGGGAGGCAGAUGUUCCAGUCGAUGAUGUGCAUGCUUGCGGCAUCUGGGAAACAUGAUUCAGAUGUGGAAGAUGUUGGCUCCAAGUACGGAAUGGCCCAGACACAUCGUGCAAAACGACCAACACGGUCAGUAGGCUCGGCCUACCGGUUCCGGAGCACAAACACGACCGUCCUGUAUUACUGGUCAUCGACGCUCUGCGAUCUGGAGCCUCUCAGGCGAUCAAAUCCAGCUGCCGGUUACGCCAUGCACCUUGAUCGCCCACCUUCGUUUCUCAAGAAGAACCUUCACAGGCUCCACGUCCUUGUUCUGAACACCGGGCAUCACUGGAACAGGGGUAAGCUGAAGGCGAACAAGUGGGAAAUGUACGCCUCAGGAGCACCGAAUAACAACCGAGAGAUCGCCAGCAUGUGGAAGGCGAAAAACUUCACUAUACAUGGUGUUAUUAAGUGGCUAGAUGCCCAGCUUCCUAGAUAUCCCCACCUGAAGGUAUUCUACAGAUCACUGUCACCAAGGCAUUUCUUCAAUGGGGAGUGGAACACCGGAGGCACUUGCAACAACAAAGAUCCUUUGGCCAAGGGUAACAGGGUGUUUCAGAAUCAUUCCGAAGAUGCCGACAGCGAAGGAGCGGCAAAAGGCACUAGGAUCAAGCUCUUGGAUAUCACCGCGCUUUCACGGCUACGCGACGAAGGGCACAUAUCAAAGUACAGUAUCAGAGCUACACCAGGGGUCCAAGAUUGCUUGCACUGGUGCCUUCCUGGUGUUCCAGACACAUGGAAUGAAAUACUGUCCGCUCAACUGUAG
This is a messenger RNA of Triticum turgidum subsp. durum (durum wheat), 1347 nucleotides long. The record is from the annotation of a GenBank genome assembly. NCBI's taxonomy places the organism in Eukaryota, Viridiplantae, Streptophyta, Magnoliopsida, Poales, Poaceae.